AAUUUAAAUGGACAGAAUAAGGGAAACAUUUGGAAGAAACCCAUCGUUCCAAGAUGCCAACAAAACACGAUCUCCCCUAAAAUCGCGUUUGCAAAAAACACUUCCACUCUAGUUUCCUAGAAUUGAUUGGAGAGCCAUCUACAUUUGGACUGGAAGGAGUUAGCAGUCGAAGGCACUGCGCUCCAUUUUCGCCUAUCAGAAAUAGACUAGGUGACUUAACUGAUACAUCUUCUCCACAGAUCACCCAAAGUUCUAGGGUUUCAUCUGCUAAAUCAAUUCCGAUCGGAUCUCCAUCGUUUAAUCAUCAAGUUCUGCUGCUCUUUCUAACCCCGUCAGUCUUUUCUCAACAUCCACCAUGAACUGUGAAGUUUGCCAACUUAAAGAACUGGAAGUGGAACACUUCGAGAUACGGGAGGUUCUACGCUGCAUACUACACACGAUUGUGUUUCAUAGGGCUUUAGGUCUUGUGCGGCCCAAAGACAUUGAUUUGGAACUUUUUGACAUUACAUAUGUGCAAUGUGGGGAUCCGGAACUUGAGAAGAAGAUAGAUGAGAAGAUUGAGCAGUUCAUCAGUUGGGUGGAGAAACACCCAAACAAGAAAAGUCAGAUCUGUUUAUCUUUCUAUGAAGUGAAAAACAAACAAGCGUCGUGGUUUAACAAAACUGAACGCCUAUAUUGGGAGCAGUGGUAUAUCAAUUUGAAUGUUGCGCAGCACACUAAAGCAAAUUCUAGCAAGUCUCAUAAUUCCAAAAUUGUUGUAGAUCCAGGGGAUAGUGUCAUGGAGCAGAGAAGUGCUCGCAGGGCAUCACUUGAAGCAUCUCUUCGUGAGGUUCUCUUUCAGAUAAUAAAAUUUGUGAAUGAGAAAAAGGAUCACAUUCCGCCUAUACCAAGCCUGGAGGGUAUCUCAUUUCCCUAUGAAAUCACCAUUCCAAGGAUUCCUUCAAAGGUUUAGGUGUGGAUGGCCGUUAUUAGUAGAGUUAACAUCAACAAUCGGUUGCAGAAGACCUUAGGCUUUGUGUCUCCUGAAAUGUGUGUGAUGUGCUAUGCUGGUGGUGAGACUUAAGCUCCUUUCUUUCUUCAUUGAUGUAUGCCUUGGACUUCAUGGGACAAGCUUUUUGGUUUUUUUUAGAGAAUGUUGUAUGUGCCCUACUUCUUUGGGGGCUUUUCUGAUGAUUGCCUUCAGAGGUUUUGGGAGGUGUAAUGAUGGCAGGACACUAUGGUGGUGUAUAGUAUUUGCCACCUUUUGGGCGCUUCGAUUGGGGAAAAAUGCUAAUAUUUUUGUGCAUUUUACUUUGUCAAUUGAUUUUUUUUGGAUUGGAUUUCCUUUUUCAUGCUUCAUUGUGGGUUUUUGGUUAGUUUGCUUUGGCAAUGUGGGUUUCUUUGAUAGUCAGCGAGAUUGUUCAGCAUUGUCAGCCUGAACUUAUCUUUGCUUUUCUUCUUAGCCAGAAUCUAUUUUUUUUAUGUUUUUGUUUUGUUUAGGAGGAUUUCUUACCGUGUAUAUUCUUUCUUCUUGUAAUAAAGUUUCUUUUUUAUUUUUU
Messenger RNA from Malania oleifera, 1538 nucleotides. Its product is annotated as autophagy-related protein 101. Gene Ontology annotation, cellular component: phagophore assembly site. NCBI's taxonomy places the organism in Eukaryota, Viridiplantae, Streptophyta, Magnoliopsida, Santalales, Ximeniaceae. Gene Ontology annotation, biological process: autophagosome assembly; autophagy. Bases 356 to 952 code for a protein of 198 amino acids. The record is from RefSeq and is a predicted model, not a curated record. The transcript has 7 exons.